UUGUUCACGUCACUGUAUUAUUGAGCUUGAGGAAGCGACUGACAAUUCAUCGAGCUAUCGAACUUUGACAAACAGUGUUUUUUUUCCUGAUAACUUCAUUGUUUCGAAACGCGUGCCGUUAAACCUGUUAUUCUCAAAAGGGUCUGACUUGGCUCGCCGGCUAUCUGACUGCAUUGAGUUGCUGUCAGCUCGCAGCGGUGGUGUGCACACUUACCGAUCAGCAUCACGAAACCCCUGGAGCCUUUCUAUCGAUCUUCAUCGAUCCGCUGAGAAUAUAUUGAUGGUGAAUGAUGGGGGCCCAGAGGAGUGAGGGACGCAGAGACUGGCUCCAGCAGGAUUUCACCGAGCAGCAGGUCCAGACAGCGAAUCCCUGGAACAUCAUGAUCAAACACAGACAGGUGCAUCGCAGAGGACGGCGCUCACAGAUGGCCGUUAGUUAUACAGACCCUGUCAUUUCCAUGGAUCUUCUGCGGACCGUUCUGCAGCCCAGCUUCAAUGAAGACAUCCGUGCUGUGUUCAGAAAAUAUAUGAAGUUUUUUGAGAAAGCGGCCAGCAAUGUGAAAGAGAAUGUUGGAGUUGACGUCCAGCCCGAGCAGCUUAUCAGAGAUGCUUGCAGAAACUGCCUGGAACAUGCAAAACAGCUCUUUCCUGGUACAGAGAAAACGGCCCUGAAACCCAGUGUUGACCCAACAGUGAAGCGUGCACGGCAGCCAGACGACACCUCUGGCCAGAGAGACAGUCCCAUCCCUAAAAAGAGGAAAGGUCGCCCUCCAGGUACUGUUGUACAGUAUGACAGACCAGCCUCGUACAGCACCGCAGCAAAACUCAAAAUAUCCGAGCCAAUAAAGCGAGAAGGACCUAAGUGGGACCCAUCCAGACUGACUGAGAGCAGCACAUUCGUUCUGGGAUCCAGGGCAAAUAAGGCUUUGGGAAUGGGCGGUACAAGAGGAAGAAUCUACAUCAAACAUGCAGAGCUCUUCAAGUAUGCCGCUGAUGCUCAGGACAAACACUGGCUUUCAGAAAGACAGCACAUGAGAGCCACCGGUGGAAAGAUGGCCUAUCUGCUAAUAGAAGAGGAUAUUCUUGAUCUUGCCCGAAGUGAAGACUACAAGGACUGUCCUGACUUGAAGCUGGAUGAAUUGAAAUCAUUUCUAGUGCCAAUAUGGAUGGUGGAGAAGAUGCAGAAGGCGAUGGAAGCACAGAAAACAGAAAAUGAUCUUGCCGUAUAGUGCCACGCAAGUCCUUGGACCACAGACACUCUUGAGUGUUACCAAUUUAUCAUAACUGUAACUUUUUGUUGUUUAUUUUGUUUGUGCGAUGUUCAUAGUAGACUCAGGCAUUAUGAUCAAGUUGCCCAGAAAUUGUUGCAUUGGGGGUUUACUUGGCAAAUCAAAAUUCCACAUUUCAUUUCACACGCUAUUGUCUAAACUGGUGUAGAUCUGAUUUCUUUUUUCUGGCAACAAAUGUGUGCUUUCUUCAUGACUUGGUUUUUAAAAUACUUGAAUAUCUAAUGAGGCACCUAUAGAGCCUUAAUGAUUUUUUUUUAAAUACUGUGGUUAAUGGACAUUUUGUAUGUUUGUGU
Messenger RNA from Sinocyclocheilus anshuiensis, 1582 nucleotides. Its product is annotated as deoxynucleotidyltransferase terminal-interacting protein 1-like. The transcript has 13 exons. The coding region runs from base 288 to 1229 and encodes 313 amino acids. Gene Ontology annotation, molecular function: DNA binding; nucleosome binding. Lineage: Eukaryota; Metazoa; Chordata; Actinopteri; Cypriniformes; Cyprinidae. The record is from RefSeq and is a predicted model, not a curated record. Gene Ontology annotation, cellular component: nucleus.